CUCCCACAAGGCUUUGCGGCAGCUCGAAGAUGCUAACUAGCUGUAAUGCUAGCUGCUAUGCUAGUUGGCUGCUACAGUCAGUUAGCUUUCAGUCCACUGAAUGCAGCCUGGGGCGCACAUACACAAGCGAGGAGGGCUACUCGCUUACGGAUCUUUGCCCCAUUGACAGCUAAAGAAGACCCUCAGAUGCGAUUUCAUCGUGGCCGCUGCUGUCAAGCUUAAAGACCUGUUCAUUCUGCAGUGAAUUAGUUGCCAAGAUACUACUGUGGGAAGAAUGACUUUGUCUCGUUGUGAUUUCCUGGAUCUGGAUCUUUUUGGACUAUGAUAAAACUAGAAGAAAGUAAACAAAUUUGAAAAAUUAUCGGCUGCUGUGGGGAGCGGGGGACUGGACCAACAAACAGCGCCACACUGGAAGUCACCUCGUGCUGCAAAGGGCACCAAGCUUCCUGUCUUGUCUUUUUUCCUGCUAUCUCAUCGUUUUGGAUGAUUGAGCACAAGGGCCACUUUGAAGGAGCCCACCGGUGGCUGUGGCCUGGCUGGAGCCGACGGACUGCUUGCCAGGGCUUUUAAUUCGCGUCAUUUGGUGCCACUGCCAUGAACGGCGGCUGGAGGACACAACCGUGAGGAAUGAGGAACUGAACCCUUGGAAUUGACGUUAAUUAUGUUUCAAAUUUUAUGCCAACAGAAGGUUUGUUCUUAAGAGACUGGAGUUACCUUAAUAAUAGGAGAGAAGAAUGAAGCUAAGAAAGCAGGUGACUGUGUGUGGUGGGGCCAUCUUCUGUGUGGCUGUAUUCUCACUCUAUCUCAUGUUGGACCGCGUCCAGCAUGACCCUGGAAGGCGACAAAAUGGCGGAAAUUUUCCACGGAGCCAAAUUUCCGUCCUGCAGAAUCGGAUAGAGCAGCUGGAGCAGCUCCUGGAGGAAAACCACCAAAUCAUCAGCCACAUAAAAGACUCUGUCAUGGAGCUCACAGACACAGGAGCAGUGUCUCCCAGCGGCCACCUGCCCUUCAGGGGUGUCAACGGCUCCUGGGUGCUUCCCUUUGAUGGCCACCCUACUUUUCUUGCUGUGAAGCCCCAGGACUGCCAGUUCGCUGCAGGCACUCACAGCCAGGCAGACGUUCAGAUGUUGGAUGUAUACUCCCUACUGAAGUUUGACAAUCCAGACGGCGGAGUGUGGAAACAGGGCUUUGACAUUACCUAUGAAGCUGAUGAGUGGGACAAAGAACCCCUGCAAGUGUUUGUGAUCCCACACUCGCACAAUGAUCCAGGUUGGGUUAAGACUUUCGACAAGUACUUCACAGACCAGACGCAGCAAAUUUUAAACAACAUGGUGGUGAAGCUGGCUGAGGAUCCUCGCAGGAAGUUCAUCUGGUCCGAGAUUUCCUUUUUCUCAAAGUGGUGGGAGAGCGCGGAUGCACAAAAGCAGGAGGCUGCACGCAAACUGAUCCUUGGAGGACAGCUUGAGAUUGUGACAGGAGGCUGGGUGAUGACCGAUGAAGCUAAUGUUCACUACUUCGCCAUGAUUGACCAGCUCAUUGAAGGACACCAGUGGCUUGAAAGAAACAUAGGCAUAACGCCACACAGUGGGUGGGCGAUAGAUCCUUUUGGUCACAGCUCUACUAUGGCCUACGUGCUGAAGAAGGCCAACCUGACCAGCAUGCUCAUCCAGAGGGUCCACUAUUCGAUCAAAAAGCAUUUUGCCGCCACUCGAAGUCUGGAGUUUAUGUGGCGGCAGAACUGGGACAAAGGAUCCAGUUCAGACAUCUUUUGCCACAUGAUGCCCUUCUACAGCUAUGACGUACCUCACACCUGCGGGCCCGACCCAAAGAUCUGCUGCCAGUUUGACUUCAAGAGGCUACCAGGAGGACGGAUCAACUGUCCUUGGAAAAUCCCACCCAAGACUGUGGUGGAGGCAAAUGUAGCGGAGAGGGCACAGUUGAUCCUUGAUCAAUACCGUAAGAAGUCCAAACUUUAUCGUAGCAAGGUGCUGCUUAUCCCGCUAGGGGAUGACUUCCGCUACGACAAGGCCUUGGAGUGGGACCAGCAGUACAUCAACUACCAAAAGCUCUUUGACUAUAUGAAUUCUCACCCUGAGAUGCAUGUCAAGGCUCAGUUUGGAACUCUGACAGACUACUUCAGUGCUCUCUACAAAUCAUAUUCAGUGGCCCCUGGAUCACGACCCGCAGACUAUCCAGUACUCAGUGGAGAUUUCUUUGCCUAUGCCGACCGUGAAGACCACUACUGGACCGGCUAUUUUACAUCCCGCCCUUUUUAUAAGAGCUUUGACCGUGUGAUUGAGUCACACCUCAGGGGUGCGGAGAUCCUUUAUAGCUUGGCGGUUGCCAAUGCUCGACACAUGGGCAUGGAGGGACGCUACCCAGUCUCGGAUUACGCUCUGCUUGUGGACGCCAGGCGUUCUGUGGGCCUCUUCCAGCAUCACGAUGCCAUCACUGGCACUGCGAAGGAGAAUGUUGUCAUUGACUACGGAAGCAGAUUGCUGCGUUCACUCAUCGGCCUGAAGAGGGUAAUUAUCAAUGCCGCUCAUUUCCUGGUCAUGAAGAACAAAGAGUUUUAUCGCUUCUACCAGACGGAGCCUUUCUUGGAGACUGAUGAUCGACGUGCCACUCAAGACUCUUUACCCGAGCGCACUUUAAUUGAGCUGGACGCAGCAGGGCCGAGAUACCUGGUGCUGUUCAAUCCAUUGGAGCAGGAGCGUCUGUGUGCCGUGACCGUGUUGGUUAACACCGUCAAGGUGAGGGUUCUCACGGAAGACGGACAGACUCUCCCUGUGCAGUUGAAUGCUCAGUGGAGCUCGGCGAGUCAGAUGAGUGCAGAGGUGUUUGAGGCUACAUUCAUGGUGCGCCUGCCACCGCUGGGUUUAGCCGUCUUCCAUCUCUAUGAUUCUCCAAGUUCGCCCAUGACACUGCGCUCGGACAUUGUCCUCCGCCUGUCGGGAAACUCACUACCUGCCCGUACUUUGGACCCACUUCCUGUUCGAUCUCAGCAUGCUGACCCGCAAACCUUUUACAUUACCAGCCAGUUUUUGACACUCGGCUUCUCAGGCACCACGGGCCUUCUGGAGAGUAUCAAACGGAAAGAUGAUCCUCAGGAAGUGAAGGUGCAGAUGCAUUUCAUGAUGUAUGGAACUCGCAUCUCCAAGGACAAAAGUGGUGCUUAUCUUUUCCUCCCUGAUGGGAAAGCAAUGCCGUACGAACACAAACAACUGCCUGCAGUGCGUGUCGUCGAGGGGCCUCUCUUCUCUGAAGUGGUGGCAUACUACCAACAUUUUCAGCAGGCCGUUCGCAUCCACAACGUGCCAGGCAUGGAUGGCCUGUCUGUGGAUAUCACCACCACGGUGGACAUCAGAGAUCAAUCUAAUAAAGAGCUGGCCAUGCGACUAGUCACAGACAUACAGAAUGAAGAUGUCUUCUACACAGAUCUCAAUGGCUUCCAGAUGCAGCUCCGUCGCCGACACCUGAAGCUCCCUUUGCAAGCCAACUUCUACCCAAUGCCCAGCCAAGCGUACAUCCAGGACAGCAAUCACAGACUGACACUACACACAGCUCAGUCCCUGGGUGUCACCAGCCUAGAGAAUGGCCAACUCGAAGUGAUUUUGGACCGCCGACUGAUGCAGGAUGAUAAUCGUGGGCUGGGUCAAGGCCUCAAGGACAACAAAAGGACAGUCAACCGUUUUCGACUACUCCUGGAGAGAAGGUCCACCGGCAACAAGCCUGAUGGCUUCUUUGCCAAAUUCUCCUCCUUGUUUCACUCUCUCCUCUCCAAAAUCUUGAGUGACAGAGUUCAAGAGAUGACAGACAGCGACACGACGAGCUUCCCCUCUGUGCUCAGUCACAUGACCAACGCCAUCCUGAAUCACAAUGUUCUGGCGCUACCCGUCCUGCCCAAAAGGCGUGGCAUCCCUCCUCUACAAACAUUCGCACCGCUCAAGGCCACACUUCCCUGCGACUUCCACCUGCUCAACCUGCGCAGCAUCCAAACCCAGCAGGACCCCAACGCUCCGUCACCAUACACCGCUUUAAUUCUUCACCGUUUGGGCCUUGACUGUAGCUUGGACGCCCCCAACUUGGGCUUCAACUGCACCACCACCCAAGGACAGCUCAACAUCUCCAGCCUCUUUAAAAACGUGGACGUUCAGCUGCUCCAGCCUACGUCUCUGACCUUAAUGUAUUCCAGUCCCCCAUUGGCCAACCACUCCACUGUCAGUCUAGAUCCGAUGGAGAUCUCCGCCUUUAAGCUGAAACUACGCUAGGAGCCACUAUAACUGUCUUCGGAUUGAGAAGUGGACCUCGGCCGGGUGUGGACCGGCAUAGAACGGGGAGGGGCUGGGAUUCUGGGCUUUGUCAUGCAGAACCACAGACCAGUCGGAUAACGCUUAUCCUUUUUGCAGCGUGGGAACUUAUUGCUGUUUUGGGAGGCAGGAAACGGAUCAUGUGACCGGGUUCUGCGAAAAGAAAGAAUGUUUUCUAUCCUGGAAUUGAACUACUGAAUGUAAAUAUGCCAAUGGAAGGGGGGGGCGGGGUUUCAUCAUCAUCAUCAUCAUUAUCAUUAUUAUCACAGUGCAAUUGAUGAAGCUUUAUUUCUUUUAUGGACUUUUUAUGUUUGAUUUUUAAUUUUUCUAUAUGCAUCAGUUUGGUUUUCAUUUCAAUUCAAAGUCAUUAUUAUAAUUUUUUUUUUUUUUGGGCUGAAUGCAGCAAAGAAUGUGCAACACGGACAUUUGGAAACACGGGUGGUCUCCUCAACGCCGUGACAACGUGAUCAUGACUCGUACCAGAGCCCCGUAGUCACCGUCACUGUUUGGGUUCUCCACUCCAUCAUCAUCAUCAUCAGUCUCUGGAGCUUCCUCUUCCCUGAAGAACAUUUAUCUUCAUUCUCAUGUUGGCACGUCACACGGUCAAGCGGGGCUGCGUAUUUUCACACGUUGACCACAUUGUAUGCACGGCCGACACUGUUACGUAUCGAUGUGCAAAAGUUUGAGGUCACCGCUAGCUUUGUUGUUUUAAUGACGGUUUCUAAAUCACAGCAGGGAUUUCCAGAAGAAUGCAAAGCCAAUUUCCGCUGAACGGCGUAGAGGUGAUUGUACGUACUUAGGAGGAAGUCGUCCUCCAUAAAGUAGGAAUGGUUUAAUUGUGCUUGGUCAUUACUAAAACAACAAAUCUAAUAGUGCCUUUAGGCUUUUACACGGUAAUAAAAAUACGACUCGUGAAAAGUUUUUGCAGGGAGAAAGGUUGGGUCUUCUGGGUGAAAUUUUGGGAUGAUCCUAAAAUUGCAAACUUUUAAUUUCACCUUCUCUAAACCUUUUGGAUGCAGGCCGUGAUGGGAAAAGUUUGGACUCCGGCUCAGGACCAAAUCAAUCAAUAUGAGCCAAACGCAGACGUUUGGGUCCGCAAGCAACAUAUCCGUUCCAAAGCUGAUGUGUGUGAAUAUCUAGUUUGGAAUCUCGGCCCGCCUUCAUGGACGAGUAUGGAAAUAAAAACAUAUCGGAGAUGCUGAGAUCAGGGUUUUUAAAACGUUUUUAAAUCAAAAUAAUUGAUUCGUAGUUGCAGCUCUACUGGAAAGGUCUUUUAGGGUCAACAUGACAUUUUACCCAGAAGCCGAGUAUUGGGGCCACAUUGCAGAAAAUUUGUAGGGGCAAAAAAAACUUGUAGAUUUAUGAGAAUAAAGGCAGAAAUUCAUAUCAUACAUGUCGGAGGGGGAAAAUAAAGCAUAGCUCUUUUAUUUAUAAUGUGGCAGCAAAACAGCAGUUGAGCACAAACGGAUUAGCAUGUCUAGUCCUCCUCACUUCCGCCUUACUUACCCCGUCCACAUGCCCAAGGCCAUAUAUAUCACCAUAACAAAGUCGUAAUAUUACAAGAGUAAUACCUUUGUGACUAUCUCGUAAAUUUUCGAUUUUAUUUUCAUACCGUUAAGAGAAUAUGAGACUAAAGUCAAAUUGAUGAGAAGUCGUCGAAUUUACGACUUCUAAAUUUAGGACUUUUAUUCUCGUAACAUUACGAGAAUAUGGAAAAGUCAAAUCGACGAGAAGUUGUAAAUGAAAAGUUGUAAAUUUACGACUUCUAAAUGUAUGCCUUUAUUCUCAUAACUUUACGAGAAUAUGAGAAAGUCGUAAAUUUACAACUUUUCAUUUACGACUUGUGAGGGAAAAAAGACGUACAUUUCAAAAACAUGAGAAUAAAGUCAAAUUUCCGAGAAGUCGUAAAUGAAAAGUUGUAACUAAAUUUAUGAUUUUGUUCUCGUAACAUUACGAGAAUAUGAGACAGUCAUAUAGAUUUAGAAGUUGUAAAUAUGACUUUUUGAAAAGUCGUAAACUUACGACUUUUUGAAAAGUUGUCAAUUUACGACUUCGAAAUGUAUGCCUUUAUUCUCCUAACAUUACGAGAAUAUGCAAAAGUCGUAAAUUUAGAAGUCGUAAAUUUACGACUUUUGUGAGGAAAAAAGGUGUAACUUUAAAAAACAAAGUCAAAUUUACGAGAAGUCGUAAAUUUAUGACUUCUAAAUUUAUGCCUUUAUUCUUGUAACAUUACGACAAUAUGAGAGUCAUAAAUUUAGAAGUCGUAAAUUUGACUUUUUGAAAAGUCAAAAAGUAAAUGUACGACUUUGAAAUGUAUGCCUUUAUUCUCGUAACAUUACGAGAACAUGAGAAAGUCAUACAUUUAGAAGUCGUAAAUUUACGACUUUUCAUUUACGACUUUUGUGAGGAAGAAAGACGUAACUUUAAAAAACAUUUACGAGAUUACAAAUUCACGAGAAGUCAUCUAAAUUUAUUCCUUUAUUCUCGUAACAUUACGACAAUAUGAGAAAGUCAUAAAUUUAGAAGUCGUACAUGUACAACUUUUCAUUUACGACUUCUCGUAAAUUUGACUUUAUUCUCAUGUUUUUCUUGAGAAUAAAGUCAAAUUUACGAGAAGUCGUAAAUUUCCGACUUCUAAAUUAAUGCCUUUAUUGUCGUAAAUUUAGAAGUCGUACAUGGACAACUUUUCAUUUACGACUUCUCGUAAAUUUGACUUUAUUCUCAUGUUUUAAAAAUUUAUGCUAUCUUGAGAAUAAAGUCAAAUUUACGAGAAGUCGUAAAUGUACGACUUCUAAAUGUAUACCUUUAUUGUCGUAACAUUGCGAGAAUGAGAAAGUCGUAAAUUUACGACUUUUCAUUUACGACUUCUCGUAAAUUUGACUUUAUUCUCAUGUUUUAAAAAUGUAUGCCUUUUUUCCUCUCAUCUGUCCUGAGAUUAAAGUCAAAUUUACGAGAAGUCGUAAAUUUACGACUAAACGUAUGCCUUUAUUGUCGUAACAUUGCGAGAACACGAGAAUGUCAUCAAUUUGGACGUAGUAAAUUUACGACUUCUCGUAAAUUUGACUUUAUUCUCAUGUUUUUUUAAUUUACGCCUUUUUUCUCACAAAUGUACGACAUUUUCUCAUAAAUUUACCGCUAGCUCUAGUAAAUUUACGCCUUUUUUUCUCAGAUUUCCGACUUUUUCCUCUUCAAUUUCUGAUAUGAUUCUCAAAAUCUUGUCUUUUAUUAUUUUUUUUUCCAAUGUGGCCACAAUCUUGGUAUAUAUUUGCAUAGUAGAAUAUGUCAGGGAGAAUUCGCGAUGCUAGCCUUGUGUGUCGCCUGUAAAAACGCCUCCGGUAGUCUCCACUGAGGUUGCCUGGGGUUCCUGUCUCCAAAUCACGGACCAAGUCGCCCCGGAGAGAUUCCCCUUGCAAUGAGAUUAAAUGAUUCCAAUGCUACACCAGUAACAUUCCAGUAAAUCUCGAUUUGGACGCAAGAACCUGCGUCCAGGGAUGUUUUAUUUCUGUUAAAAAUGGAUGCUUUUCUUUGAUUUGAAUGUGAUUUGUCAAUGUAAGGCACAUUUCCACACCCAAAGUAGUGGGACUUAGUAGCCUGGAGUGGAAAAGCGGUGGGUUUAGUAGCGGAGUCGUAAUGUCAGCAUAACUAGCUAAUGUGAGUGGAAUGACUCCGCCCCCCCCCAAAAAAGGACCCUGAUUAUAACCCAAACUGGGUUUCGAACACAACUCAAUUGCAUCUCCACGGAGCUGCUGCUCGUCCCGAGGCUGUUUCUGCACACCGCAUGAUGCCUUCAAUGGCGCUGUGGACACUGUCAAUUUUUUUUGUAUUUUUUUUUUUUUGUCACUGUGCAUUACUUAACUGGUAAAAUUGCUCAUUUCCCUCAGGAGGUCCUGUCACAUAUCAAAAUGUUCUGCUCUGGCUUCCAUUAACAUUUCAAUGAGGCCGCGUUCACUUGCACUUCCCCGUGCUUCCGUUCCACCAUUUCCAUCAGCGCUUUCACCGUGGGUCUCCUUUCUGUGGAAAUCUGUCCUUCAAAAAAAAAAAAAACAUGCUGUAGAGAUGUUUGUCCAGAGGUCAUAAAUGGAAGAGAGAUGUAUUCUGUUUGUAAAAAUGCACAGGAAGAGAAUAAA
This is a messenger RNA of Doryrhamphus excisus (bluestripe pipefish), 8437 nucleotides long. It is a transcript of the gene man2a2, whose product is annotated as mannosidase, alpha, class 2A, member 2. Lineage: Eukaryota; Metazoa; Chordata; Actinopteri; Syngnathiformes; Syngnathidae. Gene Ontology annotation, molecular function: carbohydrate binding; alpha-mannosidase activity. The record is from RefSeq and is a predicted model, not a curated record. Gene Ontology annotation, cellular component: Golgi membrane. Gene Ontology annotation, biological process: mannose metabolic process; N-glycan processing; protein deglycosylation.